This is a messenger RNA of Acanthosepion pharaonis, 720 nucleotides long. The record is from the annotation of a GenBank genome assembly. Lineage: Eukaryota; Metazoa; Mollusca; Cephalopoda; Sepiida; Sepiidae.
AUGGCCAGUAAUCGUGAUUACAUUCUUUUCUUCAUUUUCAUUCGACCCAAUUUCGUUAAGGCUCGGGUCAAUUCAAUUAUUUACAUUCAAAAUCCACAUAGCGUUAUAAUUCUACAAAUUAAUCUAUUUGCAGUAAUUUAUGCCUGCCUAUCUAUCUAUCUAUCUAUCUAUCUAUCUAUCUAUCUAUCUACAAUAACAUAUAUAUUGCCAACGUUAAGAGAGUCUAUCAUCUAUUCAUCUAUCUAUCUAUCUAUCUAUCUAUCUAUCUAUCUAUCUAUCUAUCUAUCUGGUAUCUAUCUAUCUAUCUAUCUAUCUAUCUAUCUAUCUAUCUAUCUAUCUAUCUAUCUAUCUAUCUAUCUCUGUCUCUCUAUCUGUGUCAGUACCGCCUUUAUCUAUCUAUCUAUCUAUCUAUCUAUCUAUCUAUCUAUCUAUCUAUCUAUCUAUCUAUCAAUCUAUCUAUCUAUCAGUCUGUCUGCCUGUAUGUAUGUAUGUCUCUCUGUGUGUCUGUUUAUUUCUUUCUCUCUCUCUUUAUCUAUCUAUCUAUCUAUCUAUCUAUCUAUCUAUCUAUCUAUCUAUCUAUCCCACAUUGUUCAUAUACGUCACUACUGGUUUAUCUAUCUAUCUAUCUAUCUAUCUAUCUAUCUAUCUAUCUAUCUAUCUAUCUAUCCCGCUCAAUUCAUAUCUAUCUACUCAUCUAUGUCCUUUAUCUUAUGUUAUUAA